UAAAAAAACAAAAAUUAAAAAAAGUAAAAUGGUGUGCCUUGGCGCUGCAGCUCCCAUCGACCUCAAAUCCCAAAUUCUCUAUUAUUCAUACUUUUCUCUUUGAAUUCCCCUAAAAAUUGUCCGAUAAAACUCGUCUGAAACGUUUCAGUGGAGGAGCUGAAAGUGUAUAGACAAAGGGGUUUAAGGUUGAGAUAUGUCUGCAAGUGUUACCGAGGAUUCUGCUGGUGGAAGUUCGUUGGAGGGAUUGUCGAGUGCACAACAAUGCAAAACAAGUGAAGUUGCGGAGUGGAGGUCUUCCGACCAGGUUGAGAAUGGUACCCCUUCAACCUCACCUCUGUAUUGGGAUACUGAUGAUAGUGAUGAUGAUGGAGAGCCAAAACCAGUGGAUCUUUAUGGAACGCACACGUGGACGAUUGAUGACUUUCCAAAUAUCAACAAGAGAGAGCUUCGAAGUAAAGUAUUUGAAGUUGGUGGCUACAAAUGGUACAUCUUAAUCUACCCUCAAGGUUGUGAUGUGUGCAAUCAUCUCUCUUUAUUUCUUUGUGUUGCUAAUCAUGAUAAGCUUCUUCCAGGGUGGGCUCAUUAUGCUCAAUUCACUAUUGCUGUGGUGAAUAAAGAUCCCAAAAAAUCUAAAUUUUCUGACACAUUGCAUCGUUUUUGGAAAAAGGAGCAUGAUUGGGGGUGGAAAAAAUUUAUGGAGUUAUCUAAAGUGUCCGAAGGUUUUGUGGAUAAGAACACACUGAUCAUUAAAGCCCAAGUUCAAGUACUCAGGGUAAGAACAGAUCGUCCAUUUCGUUGCCUUGAUUGCCAAUAUAGGAGAGAACUCGUCCGGGUUUAUUUAACUAAUGUAGAGCAAAUCUGCCGGCGUUUUGUUGAAGAGAAAAGAGGGAAUCUUGGAAAGCUGAUAGAGGACAAAGCUAGGUGGUCAAGCUUUUGUUCGUUUUGGUUAGGAAUGGAUCAAAAUACUCGACACCACAUGUCGAGAGAGAAGAAAGAGAUGAUAUUAAAAGUAGUAGUUAAGCAUUUUUUCAUAGAUAAGGAAGUCACAUCUACUUUAGUUAUGGAUUCGUUGUACAGUGGCUUGAAAGCGCUUGAAGGUCAAAGUAAAGUUAAUAAAGGAAAAGGUAAAUUGCCAGAGGGUGAACAUACACCUUCCCCAGUUGUUCGAGUAGAGAAGGAUGUAUUUGUUUUGGUAGAUGAUAUUUUAUUGCUACUUGAGAGAGCUGCUGUGGAACCAUUGCCACCUAAGGAUGACAAGGGUCCUCAGAAUCGCACAAAAGAUGGAGGUGGCGGGGAGGAGUUCCACAAGGACUCAAUUGAACGUGAUGAAAGGCGUCUGACAGAAUUAGGGCGAAGGACAGUGGAGAUUUUCGUUCUUGGUCACAUAUUCAGCAACAAAAUUGAAGUAGCCUACCAGGAAGCUGUUGCAUUAAAGAGACAAGAGGAGCUCAUUCGUGAAGAGGAAGCUGAGUGUCUGGCUGAAAGUGAGAAAGCAAAGCGCAAUGCUGGCGAGAAGGAUAAGAAAUCAAAGAAAAAACAGGGAAAGCAGAAGAGAAAUAGUCGCAAGGGAAAGGACAAGUUGAAGGAUGAAAACUCUGCUCUCAUAGCACAAGAUAGACAGUUGCAUGAAGAGCUGAGUGCUGAAAUGAAAGGCCUGGUGGAGUCUGAAACUGUGGCUGAUAAGGAUGAUAUCAUGGAUUAUGUGUCUGAUGUCUCUGAAUCUGCAGAAUGUGCUGUAGAUAUGCUACAACCUGAUUCAGAAGAUAGAGAGGCGAGUCCUGCUAAUUGGGACACAGACACAUCAGAGAUUCAUCCCACUGCAGAAGCUAGUGGCAGUGAAAUUAGCAGCAUUUCUACUGUGCAGAAUGGAGUCACAGAUAGGAGGAAUUCAUCAAUAAUGGAUGAUAGCUCCUCUACUUGCUCUACAGAUUCUGCUCCUUCCACUGUAGUAAAUGGAGCUUACAGAUCAAAAUCCUUUACAAACUAUAAAAACCAGAAAUCACCAUCAAGAGGGAAACACCAGCAAGUUAGGGGGACGUGGACAUCUGAGGAUCAUAGUGUUGCACAUGAGGCAGAUACUCGGCCAUCUGAACCUGCCGAUACUUCUAGUUGCAUUGCUGUUGAAUCUAAUGAGUCUGUGGAUGCUGUCACUUUGUUGCAGGACAUGACAAAGUGGCCAGAGCUGAAUGCAGUUAAAAAACAGGAAGAAGAUGUUGUGUUGUUCCAUAAGAAGCCGAUCAAGAAGAGUGGUAAGGACCAUUAUGAUGUAGUAUCAACUCGGAAAAAAGUAGUGGCAUCAUCGUACUCAUCUAAGAGCCCUCUGAAAAAUACCACCUCAUUUCCAUCAGUUCAGCCAAAUUCUAAUUUGAAGCCUAGCUCUCACAAUGAUCUGGUUCCAAAAACAUCCUCAAAUGGGCAACAACAAACUGAUAAGGCAACAUUGCAUGCAUCAUCCUAUACAGCAACCGUGUCAAAACCGGACUCCACAAAGUUUACAGUUUUGAAUCCUACGGAUAAACUUGUUGGACAGCAGGCUGGAGGAUUGUCUAGGCCAUCAAGUGCUCCUCUAGUUCCUGGAGCUUUGCCUGCUGCCUCAGUUGUUUCCAUGGUGCAAGCCGCAUGUUCGAGUGCUCCUACGUUGUCCCGUUGUGUUAGUGCUGCUGGUCGCUUGGGUCCUGACCCCUCCUCAGCAGCAGCCCAUCCAUAUGUGCCGCGGUCUUAUAGGAACGUCAUGUUGGGUAAUUCUUUCAGUACAAGCUAUUCGGGUUUCUCACUUUCCUCUCCCCCAGCUAAUGCAAUGGUGAAUAUAUCAACAUCGUUCUCUCAGCAGUCUACUUUGUUGCAAAAUUCUGUGAUGAAACCCAGCAUAGUCAGUUCAUGCAUGUCUUUUACUGCAACUCAGGAUGAGGCUCUUGGCCAACCAUGGAUGGAGAGCCCCCAGAGAGAUGUUGACAGAAGACUGAUGUAUGAUUCUCAGUCAAUGCGUAAUGAUAUUCCAAACUUCGAUUUGUAUCAAAACAUGAAGAGUAUGCCUCAUGAACUCUUCCCGUCAGAAUCAUCAGCUGGUACUUCUGGGCGUCAAGUUCAGAAUACAAUGGAUGAUGGGUUUCCCCACCUUGACAUCAUCAAUUAUCUUUUUGAUGAUGAACAGGUUACUGAGAGGACUCCUCAUGGGAACCAGGUUUUCCAGAGUCUUUGCAAUGGUUCCACCCUUUUUAAUCGGAACUCGAGUCACCCCAUCAAUACGAGCUUAUUGAGUGAAGCAAGCUCUCUGGGAAGGUUUGAUAGGUCAAAGACUUACCCUGAUGAUGGCCUACAACAGGAUUAUGGUGCUGGCAGUCCUUUUGAUUCAGUAAGAGAGUUCAUCUCUGAAGGUAAUCCUGCUACGCCUUGCAUGAAUGGUCUGAUUGAUAGUGUAGGGUCAAACCAGUGGCAGUUGGGUGCUGAUCUGUCCUUACUGAGCACGAGGAGUUCAGGGAUGGAUGGUUAUUCGUAUAGUAUUCUUGAUCCCUCUAGUAUGGCAUGUGGUGUGAAUCGUUACAAUAAUUUCCGGUCAUCAAAUGGACACUGAGAGGCCCUAUUAAGCCAAAAUAGGUAACAAGUAUUGAAGGGAAUUUGGUGGGUUAUAAAUCUAUCUAUAUGAGAAACAACAAUCUGUAAAGAGUGACGCUGGAUUAUUGGCUUUUAAUUUUAUAGUUGAUCCACCUGAGCCUGUAGUAUCCAUAAAUUUUAUCCAAAAAAAUAUUUAGGUUAUAUUUUCAAUUAUUAAA
Messenger RNA from Amaranthus tricolor (Joseph's coat), 3770 nucleotides. RefSeq names its product TNF receptor-associated factor homolog 1b-like. Bases 194 to 3571 code for a protein of 1125 amino acids. NCBI's taxonomy places the organism in Eukaryota, Viridiplantae, Streptophyta, Magnoliopsida, Caryophyllales, Amaranthaceae. The record is from RefSeq and is a predicted model, not a curated record. The transcript is spliced from 13 exons. Gene Ontology annotation, molecular function: protein binding.